Messenger RNA from Cygnus atratus (black swan), 504 nucleotides. Its product is annotated as sushi repeat-containing protein SRPX2-like. The transcript has 4 exons. Lineage: Eukaryota; Metazoa; Chordata; Aves; Anseriformes; Anatidae. The annotation marks the transcript as partial. The record is from RefSeq and is a predicted model, not a curated record.
GCAGAGGCGGCGCGGCCAAGCAGGAGCGGUGCCGGCAGGAGGGCUGGCCUGUCCCCCAGCCCGCUGCAUGGCGCAGGAGGCGGCCCCCGUCCUGCUGGUGUUCCUCACCAGGCUGGUGUCAUCCACGUGGCACGAAGGGUCCGGCUACUACACCGCUGAGAGCCACACCAAUGAAGUGUACGUGGAAGAAGCCCCCCCUGAGCCUGCCCUGGACUACCGCCGAGUGCCCCAGUGGUGCGCCACGCUGAACAUCCACCGCGGAGAGGCGACCUGCUACUCGCCCCAGGGGGGCUCCUACCGCAGCAGCCUGGGGACGCGCUGCGAGCUGAGCUGCGCCCGCGGCUACCGGCUGGUGGGGCGCAGCGCCGUGCAGUGCCUGCCCAGCCGCCGCUGGUCCGGGAUGGCGUACUGCCGACGUGAGUAUGCCCCGCUGAUCCGGCUCGCCGGCCUCCCCAUGGGCAUCGCCAGCCCUGGGGCAGCCAGCCCCGGGCGCUCUGCCCGCUG